ACGCUUUACACCAUCGCCUUUCUUGCGAGUCGUCACUGAGAACCUUCGCUCCCGCUGACGCCGACUUGACCAAAACACGAUUCACGAUACCUUCGAGAGCCAUCAUCGCGUGGCUGCACAUCCGCUACCGUUCGAGGCACAUGCUGGCAUGACAAGAGUUACGAGUGAGAAGGACCGCGUCGGCUUUAGGGGCGAGCGGGGCGCGGCGUGAUUGGUAGAAAUGGCUUCAGAGACACAACCGGCGCAAGUUGCGCCCACGGCGUCACCGCCCGAGAAGAAUGGUAGCAGUGGUGGCAGCGCACCAAAGCAACCGCUGAAGAGGGCAUGCGAUUGCUGCCGUAAGCGCAAGGUGCGAUGCGACGGACAGGACCCAUGCACACCGUGCAAGAAAGCCAGCAUCCGCUGUGCUUAUUUGGCCAUACCUAAGAAGAAGGGGCCGAAGGGCCUAAGGAGUGCGCGAGUGCUACAUGCACUGAGGCGUAUAGACGACGAUGCAUCGUCGAACACACACAGCUCGGCCAGUCCGCCCUCUCCUCGUCAGGCUUUUGGCAGUAAUUGGGGAUGGGGGACGAAUGGCAGCGUGCCGCCAGGUGCGACACCAUAUCAAGGACAACACGGUCGAGAUGCCAUCUAUGCGCAGCCCACGAGCGUAGCACCGGACCAGCCGACAUAUUACCAGCCCAUGCCGACUUCAAUGCCACAGCCACAUGUGCACGCGGUCAAACCGGAGCCACAGACGCAACGGCCACUACCUCCCACACCACCACAGCGCAGCUGGACAGGCAAUACACAGCAGACCGCAUCGGCUGUCGGAAGCGAUGGACACUCGCGCGUAUACUCGCCCAGUGCUUCAGAGCAUCACAGCCACCGUGCGCUACCCCCAGAGACGUUCCUACCGUUCGUACAGCUCUUCUUCGAGCACAUGUUCGCGAUAAUGCCUAUUCUGGAUCGAUCAGUGUUCCUGGAUUCAGGCGUUUAUUCCAAUCACAAUAUGAGUUCUGAAAUGUAUGCUUUCUUGUGUGCGUUGUGCGCAACCACAGUUAUUCAGCUGGACACCUCGAUACCGCAGCCGCCAUCAAUACACCCGGUCAAGAGAAACGACGCAGUCUUUGCCGAGGAAUGUCUCCGCGAGCGAAAGAAUUUCGACUAUCCCGAGCAAGCUACGACUUUGAAUGUGAUGACCAGCUUCUUCCUGUUCUGCUUCUACGGUAAUCACGAAAAGCACAAUCAGGCCUGGUACUUUUUGCAAGAAAGCAUUACCUUCUCGGAAAACAUGUGCAUGGACGAUGAAGAGGAAUACGACAAGCUUGACCCGAUAGAUGCGCAAUGGCGACGACGUUUGUACUGGCUACUGCUCAUCACCGAGAGAGCCUAUGCAGUCCAGCGGAGAAAACGAACUCGACUCAGCGCAUCCGUUUCGCUACCAGCUGUAUUCGAAAGCGAGGAUCCGCAGCUACUGAAUGGCUUUGUGAAUCUGGCGAAUCUGUUUAGUGCUGUCGAUGAUAGCUUCGUGAGUGCGUGGCGUGGCACUCGGAGAGCCAGUCUGUGUGAUGAAGCUUGGCUCGUGCGCACGCAAAAGCAGCUUGACGAAAGCGUGAACGCGAAUCUGGUCGGUGCGCUCAGCGAAACGCAACAACUUGACAUUAGUAUCACGCGCGAAUGGUUACACGUGCUGGCUUGGCAAAUGGGAGUGAGCAACGGCCUGAUCUGGGGUCAGGGCGAAGCCGGUAUGAGACUAGACUAUCCAGUUGAGCUGGCACGGAAAGUCGUAGAGAUCACUUCCGGAGCAAGUGCGCUUGCUUUGGACUCUCACGGCAUUGGCAUGGAGCAGAAGAUAUCUGAUAUCGCCGGAUGCCUUGCAGACGUCUUGCGCUGUACUGCCGGUGAUACAUCGGCAACGUUUCUUGAAGGCAAGCACUAUCUUCAUGUGCUGUUGAAUCGUCUAUCUUCCAUGCGCGGCAAAGAAUCACGCUAUCUGAAGCCUCUGAUGGCGAAAGUGGAGGGUUUAGCUGGGUUUGAGAUGCAGAGCGUUACACUGCCGCCACCUGACGAGCAGCGACAAAUAUUCGCGCCGGGAAACAACUCAAAUGCCCAGCUGCCAAGCAUCUUCAGCACAAACGUCGACGGCAGAACGAGUCCGCAAUGGAGCAUGAGGCAAAGCGUCAGCAUGCUCCGAACACUGAGCAUGUGCGGCAAUCUCGGAAUGCCAAACAUCGCAGUGAUGGAAGACGGUGGCUGGGACCAACAGAGGAGACCCAGUGUGAGGCCGCUGGCAGAAGAUGAGCUCGGCAUGCUUCAACCUUGGUUGCAAGUUGGGCCAAUGUGAGCGAAGUACUGAAACAUCUGUUGUGCAGGUUAUGUUUUACGAGGGACGAUUGCAUGAAACGAGGGCAUCUGGUGCAAACAGCGUGCGAGCGCUUUACGAAUAUACGACUCAAACGUGUACACAUUUCAGCAUCCUCCGCACUGUUACUCUCAAGGGCCAUCUGAGCAGUCGAAGUGAGCGCGGCUCAUCUUGAAUCGGGUCUGAGUGGACAGGGAAAGAAUUGUGAGGCUCAUUGGUUUCACUUCACCUGAACACCCACACAUCUUGCGUGCCGUUCCACUGAUACCACCGCCAACGCUACAGAAACACCACAACUUGAAGAGUUCUGCCAUCAUGUGGAGCGAGCAAGGCGUUCGGGUAGAGCUUAGGUCCGUGGCGGACGACGCAAUUAUGGAAGAGCACACGAAUCAUCACUUCCAGUUCCCAGGCGGGGUGACAACCAGUCGACUGAUAUCCGGCGCCUCCGGGAAGGCAUUCAAGGUCUGCCUGGAAUUUGACCCAGAGUUCCGACAGUAUACAG
Messenger RNA from Cercospora beticola, 2846 nucleotides. RefSeq lists its product as uncharacterized. Gene Ontology annotation, molecular function: zinc ion binding; DNA-binding transcription factor activity, RNA polymerase II-specific; DNA binding. Gene Ontology annotation, biological process: regulation of DNA-templated transcription; DNA-templated transcription. The record is from RefSeq and is a predicted model, not a curated record. NCBI's taxonomy places the organism in Eukaryota, Fungi, Ascomycota, Dothideomycetes, Mycosphaerellales, Mycosphaerellaceae.